AUGUCAGGCUCAUUCUGGAAAUUUAGUAAUGGUUUCACAUCACUUUCGAAUAUAUCCACCCUUUUAGAAAACCAUGCUAUCAACCAAGAACUGGGAGAUACUUCUUCAGGAAGUCAAUCUUCUACUUCUUCAUAUGAUGUCUUGUUGAAAUUAUUGGAUGAAAAUGACUUAUUACAAGAAUUAUUAUCAAAUAACCCGAUGUUAUUGGAGUUUUUACGUGAAGAGAAUGUAUUGAGUAUGUUAGUAGAUUUAGUUAUUAAUGAAGGAGAAGAAUUACUUGAGAAAGAUAAAGAAGAAACCUCAAAAGAAACCCCUCAUGGAUCUGAUGAAUCUGACAAGAAGGAAACCACCCAUGAUGAUUCGGACGAAGUUGAAAAAGACAAGAAAGAGUUAGAUGAUGACGAUGAUGAUUACGAAGAUGAAAAGGAAGAAGAAGACGAAGAGGAAGAAGAGGAAGAAGAAAGUCCCGAAGAUCGAGCUAAUAGAAGAGCAACUAUCGCAGCCGAAAUAUUGAGUGCGGAUGUCUGGUCAUUAACUGAUACAGUUAUGGAAUCAAUCGAUAAUUUGAAUAAAUUAUGGUCAAUACUAAAUGCCAAAGAACCUUUAUCUAUUAGUUUAUCAACAUUCUUCAUGAAAAUAAUGGAGCAUUUAUUAGAUAUGAAAUGUGACGAAAUGAUUAGUUAUUUAGUUGAUAAUCAAUCUAAUUUGGUUGAGAAAUUCAUGAAUCAUUUAUCAAAUCCUCCUUUGAUGGAUUUUUUAUUGAAAUUAAUUUCAACUGACAAACCCGAUAGUUCUACUGGUAUAAUACAUUAUUUACAGAAUCAAGAUUUGAUAACUCAUUUAAUCAAUGCGUUAGAUGUUGAUGAAAAGACCAAGGACCUUGUGCAUAAGUCAAAAAAUGAAAACGAAAAGGAAGAACAAGAAGAAGAAGGCGAAGAAGAGGAUUAUGACAUGUUAUUGGUUCGACAAAGUUCUGCUGCUGAUUUCUUGAAAGCCCUUAUUACAAUUUCUGCCAAUUCCACAACUGAUAAUUCUACCAUUGGUCCUAAUGAAUUAACUAGAGAAUUAGUUUCAUUACCUCAAAUGACUCGUUUAUGUGAUAUCAUGUUAAAGGGGGGUUAUGCAUUAGCUAACGGUGUUGGUAUAAUAAUAGAAAUUAUCCGUAAGAAUAAUUCCGAUUAUGAUAUAUUACCAGUGCUAUAUGUAACGUUGGAAAGUCAUCCUCCAACCGGUAGAGAUCCAAUAUAUUUAGGACAUUUAUUACGAGUAUUUGGUGAAAGGAUAAAUGAAUUCAAUAAAAUCUUAAUUAAAGAAGAUCUUGAUUCAAAAUUAAGAACUCCAUUUGGAGAAAUUGAACCAUUAGGAUUUGAAAGAUUUAAAAUUUGUGAAUUAAUUGCUGAAUUAUUGCAUUGUUCAAAUAUGGCACUUUUGAAUGAUAAUCGAGGUUUUGAUAUUGUUAAAGAACGUGAUGAGUUGAGAUUAAGAAUGAAAGAAUAUGAUCCAAUAAGUUUUAAAUAUAAUGAAAUCAUGGUCUUACCUGAUGAUGAAAAUAAAAAGGAUAAGUCAACCACCAAAUCAGAAGAUAAUUUUAAUGAUACAAUUGAGGAAUUUAAUAAUGAUCAAGAUGAUUCUAUCAGACCUGAUGAAACAACUAUAGAAGAUGAAGAUGCUCCUCAUGCUAAUUCAAAUUUAACUGAAGAGCAAAUUAGAUCAAAUCCAGUUGUUGGAGAUUUCUUAAAGAUUGCAUUAUUUGAUACUCAAAUCAUUUCAAAUAUCCUAACUAUGUUUUUCCGAUUUCCCUGGAAUAAUUUCUUGCAUAAUGUUGUAUUUGAUAUUGUACAACAAGUAUUAAAUGGAUCAAUGGAUAUUGGAUUUAAUAAAUAUUUAGCAAUUGAUUUAUUUGAUUCUGGAGAUAUUACCAAUAAAAUCAUUGAAGGACAAAAAUUAUGUACUGAUUAUGAAUUGAGCCAUAAUGGAUUAAGAUUAGGAUUUAUGGGACAUUUAACUUUGAUUGCCGAAGAAGUUGUUAAGUUUAUUCAAUUAUAUCCUGCCAAUUCAUUAAGUGAAUUGAUUGAUGUAAAAGUUGAUCAAGAAGUUUGGGAAGAUUAUGUAAGUAAUGUAUUGUAUGAUACUCGAGAAAAAUACAAUGCUAUAUUAGGAGGUAAUGAUGAACCUCUGGAGGAUGAAGAUGAAGAUGAAAGUAAUACAUUUGAUGAAGGAUUGGGGGAAUUGAUUGGUGAACUUAAAAUAGACAAUUUUAACUCGUCGGCCAAUACCGGCGAUUUUGAAAACCUUUUUGCAGGACAGGACGAAGAUGAUGAUGAGGACGAAGAAGAAGAACGGGAAGUGCAACUACAAAACACUACUGCUACCACCACCACCGGUUCCAAGAAGAAAUAUUUAUUAGACAGCGAUGAAUCUGGUUCAGAUGAUGAUGACCAUUUCUCAAACUAUAUGUCUCAGCAAUUAUCCAGUCCAACAGCAGCAACAACUAGUUCUCAUCAUCAUGCUUUGAGUGGAAGUGGAAAUGCUGGUAAAGUUGUUCAUGGGGAAAAUGAUGGCGAUGAUGACGAUGAAUUAGAAACUUCAAGUGAUGAUGAUGAUAUAAUUAUAGAGGAUGUUACAAAUACACGAGAACACAUCGGUAAUCCUGUUUCUCAUUUAGAGUUUGAAGCUAAUGAUGAUGAUGAUGAAUAUAUUGAUCCAAAUGAUGAUGGAUUGUCAUAUAAGAAAUCACAUCCGUUGUAUGAUUCAACUGGAUCUUUAAUAAAUUCUGGUCCUGUGAGACUUCAUCGUGAUGAUCUCAAAGGUGGUCAUGAUGAAGAAGAUGAUGAUGAUGAUUUAUCUAGUGAAGAUUCAGACUCUGGAGGGGAAAGAGAUAUGGAAGAGGAAGAAGAGGACGAACUUUUAGCAUUUGAUGAAGAGGCAGGAAGCAAAAGGGUUAAAUUAACUAGAGCUGCAAGUAAAGGUUAA
This is a messenger RNA of Hemisphaericaspora subhashii, 2973 nucleotides long. RefSeq lists its product as uncharacterized. The transcript has a single exon. Gene Ontology annotation, cellular component: nucleus; cytosol. Bases 1 to 2973 code for a protein of 990 amino acids. Gene Ontology annotation, molecular function: protein phosphatase regulator activity; protein phosphatase binding. The record is from RefSeq and is a predicted model, not a curated record. NCBI's taxonomy places the organism in Eukaryota, Fungi, Ascomycota, Pichiomycetes, Serinales, Debaryomycetaceae.